CUGAGCGUCUUGCCUUGUCUCUUGCCAUCGCCAUCACCAUCUCCCCUCGCACGACCGUCACAUUACCCCUUCAACGACCCUCACGAGCUACAAUGGCUGACAUGGACGUUGACACGCCCGCUCCCGCCCAGGAGGUGGUGAAGAAGGCGAAGGGCAAGGACUCGGGCAAGGCGCGCUUUGAGGUCAAGAAGUGGAACGCCGUCGCGCUGUGGGCAUGGGACAUCGUCGUCGACAACUGCGCGAUCUGCAGGAACCAUAUCAUGGACCUUUGCAUCGACUGUCAGGCCAACCAAGUGUCCGCCACGAGCGAGGAGUGCAACGCCGCUUGGGGUAUUUGCAACCACGCCUUCCACUUCCACUGCAUCUCGCGCUGGCUCAAGACCCGUAACGUCUGCCCCCUUGAUAACCGCGAGUGGGAGCUCCAGAAGUACGGUCGUUAGAAAUGUAUCGUCUUGCUCAUCAAGCUUCCUGUAUCGAAUCGCACCGUUUCUACAUGUCUUCUAGAAUCAAUCGUGUAUAAUAAAGUGCCUGCAUAACUCCCA
This is a messenger RNA of Schizophyllum commune H4-8, 542 nucleotides long. Its product is annotated as RING/U-box. The coding region runs from base 93 to 440 and encodes 115 amino acids. The transcript has 6 exons. Gene Ontology annotation, cellular component: cullin-RING ubiquitin ligase complex; nucleus. NCBI's taxonomy places the organism in Eukaryota, Fungi, Basidiomycota, Agaricomycetes, Agaricales, Schizophyllaceae. The record is from RefSeq and is a predicted model, not a curated record. Gene Ontology annotation, biological process: ubiquitin-dependent protein catabolic process; protein ubiquitination. Gene Ontology annotation, molecular function: cullin family protein binding; ubiquitin protein ligase activity; zinc ion binding.